This is a messenger RNA of Puccinia graminis f. sp. tritici CRL 75-36-700-3, 1527 nucleotides long. RefSeq lists its product as uncharacterized. The coding region runs from base 1 to 1527 and encodes 508 amino acids. The record is from RefSeq and is a predicted model, not a curated record. The transcript has 12 exons. Gene Ontology annotation, molecular function: glucan endo-1,3-alpha-glucosidase activity. Lineage: Eukaryota; Fungi; Basidiomycota; Pucciniomycetes; Pucciniales; Pucciniaceae.
AUGCUCGCCGCCAAGUGGCCACUCCCCUUUUUACACAUUCUCUUGUCGAACGCGGUUUUUCAAUCUCUUGGAGACAAGCAACAUUUUCAACUUAGCACUCGGGCUCCUCCGGCAGCCGCGCCCAAAUUGGUCUUCGCUCAUUUCAUUGCUGGUUUGACGAUCGAUUACACGCGGGAUGACUGGAAAAAUCAGAUUGGACUGGCCGCAUCUCAUGGAAUUGAUGCUUUUGCUCUGAACGUCGGAGCUCCAGACAAUUGGCAAGUCGAUCAGGUCGCCACGGCAUAUGAUGUCGCGUCACAAAUUACCCGAACCAAUGGCCAGCCAUUUCAAUUGUUUCUUUCUUUGGAUAUGUCUGUUAUCAAAACUGCCACUGAGGUCUCAAGUUGGGUCACAAAGUUUGCACCGAUGAAGUCACAGCUGCUCAUCGGAGGCAAAGCUUUUGUAUCGACAUUCGCGGGGGAAAGUAAUUCAUUCGGUGCUAAUAACGCCUCAAUCGGCUGGCAGGCUGCCGUCAAGGCUCCCCUGGCUGCUUUGAGUCCACCAAUGGAUGCUACGUUCGUACCGGUCUGGAGCAGUCUUAACCCCAGCACAGCUGUGUCUACGAACCCGGUGGUGGAUGGCAUCAUGACUUGGAAGGCUUGGCCCACUGGCAAUGAAACAACGAGCACCUCGACAGACUUGCAAUUUCAAGCUGAUGCGAAGAAAAACGGCAAGCUGUACAUGGCAUCUGUUAGCCCGUGCUUCUACACGCACUAUUCUGACAAAAAUUUUAUGUUCAAAUCAGAUAACAACCUUUACAUCAACAGAUGGGAAGAACUUAUUGCCAUGCCCAUCCAGCCCGAUUUCAUUCAAAUUGUAUCUUGGAACGACUACGGCGAAUCUCAUUACAUUGGCCCUAUCGCAGGAAGUCCACCUGCUGGCACAAGUUGGAUUUCGGGAUUUGACCACCAGGCAUGGUUAGAUAUGACAGAUUACUUUAUCAAAUGGUACAAGACGGGCUCUCCUCCCGCGAUCACUGAAGAUAAAGUGUAUUAUAACUAUAGACCCCAUGCUGCCGCGGCCGUUGCUACCGCAGACCCUUUCGGUCCUCCCGCCAACGCAACCGUAUCGAAAGAUGCGGUAUAUGCUGCCGUAUUUCUCACCUCCGACUCCACUGCUCAGCAGCUCAGGAUAACUAUCGGUGCUGCGAGUCAAAUCUUCAACCACUUGAAACCGGGGUCAAUCUCCACAUUUUCAGCGCCGUGGAGCGGCAAUGGUGGGGAUGUUCGGGUCGAGCUAUUGGACGGAUCUGGAAAGCCCUUGCUAAGCGGAACCGGACAGCGUCCAAUCAGCAAUGCUAUACAAGCUUAUAACUUCAACUAUGCCAGUGAAGUUUUGAUGAAAGGGGGAGGUGGAUCCGGACCCGGUUACAACUCGGUAUCCAGUCAAUCGUAUGCGAAGUCCGAUUCUUCGAAUAUUGAAAUUUUGCCGUUCUCGCGCAUGAGUGCCUUGGCGGGGAUGGUGGCGCUAUCUUUAUGCUCCUUUUGA